GGCCCAGCCCUGAGAGAGUCCUAGGAGAGGAAGCAGCACAAAGAAGAAGGAGUUCAUCACAUCACCAUGUCCUGGCCUCUAGUGCUACUGGUUGUCUUCACCCACUGUGCAGGCUGUGGCUCUCAGCCCCUGCUGAACCAGCCACCAUUCGCAUCUGCGCCCCUUGGAACGACAAUCCAUCUGGCCUGCACCCUGAGCAGAGACUACGAUGUCAGCAUUUAUAACAUCUACUGGUACCAGCAGAGGCCUGGCCACCCUCCAAGAUUCGUGCUGAGAUAUUUCUCCCAUUCUGACCACAACCAAGGCUACAAGAUUCCCCCUCGCUUCUCUGGAUUCAAAGAUGUGGCCAAGAACACGGGGUAUUUGAGCAUCUCUGGGCUGCAACCUGAGGAUGAGGCUAUGUAUUACUGUUCUGUGGGAACCCAGGUCUUCAAUAAGGAUAAGGAGGUGAGGGGAGAGAGGAGGGAAGAAAAGGAGCCUGCAGUUCUGGGGUCCCAGGCACCUCCAGACACACUUACCUUGAACUAGAGACCAAAGGGCACACCUCAGAGAGGGGCGACUAUGAACUAUGAGGGUGGGCUGUGGGCUUCACAGGGCCAAGGAGAAAGCCACUCAGCUUCUUUCUGUCCAGCAGGAUUGUUCAGACACCACGAAUGUGGGAUUAGGGGAUUAAAGUUCCUUGUCUCUUGAGAA
Suricata suricatta (meerkat) is the source of this 693-nucleotide messenger RNA. It is a transcript of the gene VPREB1, whose product is annotated as V-set pre-B cell surrogate light chain 1. NCBI's taxonomy places the organism in Eukaryota, Metazoa, Chordata, Mammalia, Carnivora, Herpestidae. Gene Ontology annotation, biological process: immunoglobulin production; immune response. The transcript is spliced from 2 exons. The record is from RefSeq and is a predicted model, not a curated record. The coding region runs from base 67 to 528 and encodes 153 amino acids.